Zophobas morio is the source of this 1841-nucleotide messenger RNA. Its product is annotated as putative inorganic phosphate cotransporter. The coding region runs from base 52 to 1746 and encodes 564 amino acids. Gene Ontology annotation, biological process: transmembrane transport; monoatomic anion transport. Gene Ontology annotation, cellular component: membrane. Gene Ontology annotation, molecular function: transmembrane transporter activity. Lineage: Eukaryota; Metazoa; Arthropoda; Insecta; Coleoptera; Tenebrionidae. The transcript is spliced from 6 exons. The record is from RefSeq and is a predicted model, not a curated record.
GAUGCGCCAAAACAACAACACCUUUUCUCAGUUUUUAACGAAAAAAUCAAAAUGACCGACGUGGAAGUCAGUCUCCCUCAACCAGAACACCCAGGGGAAGUACCUGCUCCAAGCAAGAUAGUGGGUAUCCGACAUUAUCAAUAUUUACUAUUUGUACUCACGUUCGUCGUGUUUUUCGGGAUUUAUAGCUCCCUAUCAGUAGCUAUAGUACCUAUGACAGGUACCACUUCCACAGACGCUGACGCUCCCAAACACGUAGACUGGACUAACCCUGACACAGUACUAUCGGCGUUCUUUUGGGCGUACUUUAUUCCACACAGUACUGGCGCCAAGCUCACCCAACUAAUCGGUGCGAAAUGGCUUCUUUUGACAACAAUGUUCAUAGGAUCAGUUUUCAACAUCGUUAUUCCUGCAAUGUCAGACGUUUUUGGUUCAUCCGGUGUGAUAGCUUGUCGGGUAGCCCAAGGACUAUGUCAAGGAUUCCUCUACCCUUGUAUCAACAGUCUGGUGAAUGUGUGGACCCCUGCGUGUGAAAGAACCCGAGUUUUAAAUCUUAUCUAUGGAUGCGCUCCUUUAGGAACAGCGAUUUGUAUGCCCUUGGCCGGUUUAUUGGCUGGAAGUGAGACAGGGUGGCCUUUAGUAUUUUCCACGAUGGGUGGUGCUGGGAUAGUUUGGGCCAUCAUCUUUGCUUUCUUUUCUGAACACUCUCCUUCCACUCAUAGUCGGAUAUCAGAAGAAGAGAAACAAUACAUCGAGCAAAGUAGUAUCAGAGUUCCUGCUCAAAAUAUGACCCGAGCACCCCCGACACCAUGGGUCGCUAUUGUCAAAUCCGUACCAGUAUGGGCGAUUUUAAUGGCCGGUAGUGCUCAUUGUUGGGGUCAACACACCAUGCUUACACAAAUCCCAUCCUAUAUGCAUAACUUUAUGGAUUAUGACAUCACCAAAGACGGUGAAGUGUCGAGUUUACCCUACGUCGCCCAACUUGGUGUAAGUUUAAUCGCGAUACCAAUAACUGACAUCAUUAUUAGCAAAAAGAUAACUAGUACUACCACCAAAAGAAAAAUUUUUAACUCGUUGGGGUGCUUUAUACCGGCUGUGUUUCUGCUAGCCCUUGCUUUUAUCGAUCGAUCGGAACGAAUAUCAGCUGUGGCGCUUUUGGUUGUGGCGGUUGGUACUUCUGUUUUCGCGCAGUCUGGCUACGUGGUGAACGCCACAGAUCUGGCUCCUAACCAUGCUGCGGUGAUGCUGUCAUUGGUUAGUUCUUACACCACGAUUUAUUCGGUUUUGGGGCCACUGACUGUGGGUUUUCUUGGACGAGAUAAGGCUGAUCCUACUUUAUGGAGGGACGUUUUCCUUAUAAGUGCGUCUAUUUACACAGUUUGUGGAAUAUUUUACUGCGUUUUUGCUUCAACUGAAAAACAGCCGUGGAACGAAGUAGAUCCAGAAGAACUUGGAACAGCGGCCAAAAUUAAGCAGUUUUGCCAGAAGUUGUGGUCGCGUUGGAAAAGCCGAGUCAAGUCGUACUGGAAUAGUACCAAAAGAAGACUGGGUUGCUCCACUGGUUCAUACAACUUCGACAAUUCUUGGCUUUGCAAACCAAGGAAUUAUUUCGAGAACUCGUGUCUUUGCAAACGAAGAUAUUUUGGAUGUCCAAGCUUUUGCAGUUGCGGUACUUACAGCUUCGAAAAUUCGCUCAAAAAAAUUGGCUGCUCGUCGUUUUGUUCACCGUUAUGCAGCACAACGUGAUCGUUGUUAUGUUCGUAAUGAGUUAAUCUUGUUCAUCAUAUUUUACACAAGUACCUGUAUGAUAAAAGCAAAUACAAUAAAGUUUAAUGCAAAAA